Cynocephalus volans (Philippine flying lemur) is the source of this 1491-nucleotide messenger RNA. RefSeq names its product gamma-aminobutyric acid type A receptor subunit alpha3 (gene GABRA3). The record is from RefSeq and is a predicted model, not a curated record. Gene Ontology annotation, molecular function: GABA-A receptor activity; GABA-gated chloride ion channel activity; benzodiazepine receptor activity. Gene Ontology annotation, biological process: synaptic transmission, GABAergic; regulation of postsynaptic membrane potential; nervous system process. The transcript has 9 exons. Gene Ontology annotation, cellular component: neuron projection; dendrite membrane; GABA-A receptor complex. Lineage: Eukaryota; Metazoa; Chordata; Mammalia; Dermoptera; Cynocephalidae. Bases 1 to 1491 code for a protein of 496 amino acids.
AUGCCUAAGAAGAUGAUAAUCACACAAAUGAGUCACUACUACACGACCAGCCUUGGGAUUCUUUUCCUGAUUAAUAUUCUCCCUGAAACCAGUGGUCAAGGGGAAUCAAGACGACAAGAACCUGGGGAUUUUGUGAAGCAGGAUAUUGGCGGACUCUCUCCUAAGCAUGCCCCAGAUAUUCCUGAUGACAGCACCGACAACAUCACUAUCUUCACCAGAAUCUUGGAUCGUCUUCUGGAUGGCUAUGACAACCGGCUGAGACCUGGGCUUGGAGAUGCAGUGACUGAAGUGAAGACUGACAUCUACGUGACCAGUUUUGGCCCUGUGUCGGACACUGACAUGGAGUAUACUAUUGAUGUAUUUUUUCGGCAGACAUGGCAUGAUGAAAGACUGAAAUUUGACGGACCGAUGAAGAUCCUUCCAUUGAACAAUCUCCUGGCUAGUAAGAUCUGGACUCCUGACACCUUUUUCCACAAUGGCAAGAAAUCAGUGGCUCAUAAUAUGACCACGCCCAACAAGCUGCUCAGACUGGUGGACAAUGGGACCCUCCUCUAUACAAUGAGGUUAACUAUUCAUGCCGAGUGUCCCAUGCAUUUGGAAGAUUUUCCCAUGGAUGUGCAUGCCUGCCCACUGAAGUUUGGAAGCUAUGCUUAUACAACAGCCGAAGUGGUUUAUUCUUGGACUCUUGGAAAGAACAGAUCUGUGGAAGUGGCACAGGAUGGCUCCCGUCUGAAUCAGUAUGACCUGCUGGGCCAUGUUGUUGGGACAGAGAUAAUCCGGUCUAGUACAGGAGAAUAUGUCGUCAUGACAACCCACUUUCAUCUCAAACGGAAAAUUGGCUACUUUGUGAUCCAGACCUACUUGCCAUGUAUCAUGACUGUCAUUCUGUCACAAGUGUCUUUCUGGCUCAACAGAGAGUCUGUCCCUGCCCGCACGGUUUUUGGUGUCACCACUGUUCUCACCAUGACCACCUUGAGUAUCAGUGCCAGAAACUCCUUACCUAAAGUGGCAUAUGCGACGGCCAUGGACUGGUUCAUAGCCGUCUGUUAUGCCUUUGUAUUUUCUGCACUGAUUGAAUUUGCCACUGUCAACUACUUCACCAAGCGGAGUUGGGCUUGGGAAGGCAAGAAGGUGCCAGAAGCUCUGGAGACGAAGAAGAAAACACCAGCAGCCCCAACAAAGAAAACCAGCACCACCUUCAACAUCGUGGGGACCACCUAUCCCAUCAACCUGGCCAAGGACACUGAGUUCUCCACCAUCUCCAAGGGCGCUGCUCCCAGUGCCUCCUCAACCCCAACAAUCAUUGCUUCACCCAAGGCCACCUAUGUGCAGGACAGCCCGACUGAGACCAAGACCUACAACAGUGUCAGCAAGGUUGACAAAAUUUCUCGCAUCAUCUUUCCUGUGCUCUUUGCCAUAUUCAAUCUGGUCUAUUGGGCCACAUAUGUCAACCGGGAGUCAGCUAUCAAGGGCAUGAUCCGCAAACAUUAG